Molecule: messenger RNA, 3258 nt
Organism: Tupaia belangeri chinensis (Chinese tree shrew)
Lineage: Eukaryota; Metazoa; Chordata; Mammalia; Scandentia; Tupaiidae
Gene: TRMT13
Product: tRNA methyltransferase 13
Biological process (GO): tRNA methylation
Source: RefSeq, a predicted model, not a curated record
UCCGGGCAUAAACCUGUGUGGCAGGACUCGAAGCAGCCAUAUUUAUUAAGGGAAAGGGACCCGAAGAAAGCUGACAACUUUUCCUCCGGUCGCCGCCCGAUGCGAGUCACUUGAGCGGCUCGGGGUUAUGGCGGCUUUUGCGCCGAUGCCGCAGGCGACUGGUAUUCCAGCUGAAAAUAGAUGCAAUUACUAUGUGGAAAAGAAGAAGCGGUUCUGCAGGAUGGUGGUGGCUGCGGGGAAAAAGGUUUGUGGUGCAGCUGGCGCGGCGGAGGAAGAAAAUUCUCGGAAAAGAAUCCUGUGUCCUUUAGAUCCAAAACACACAGUAUAUGAAGAUCAACUGACAAAGCAUUUGAAAAAAUGUAACUCAAGAGAAAAGCCGAAACCUGAUUUCUUUAUUCAGGAUAUUAACGCAGGCUUAAAAGAUGAAACAGAAAUACCCGAACAAUUAGUACCAAUUUCUUCUCUAUCUGAAGAGCAGUUGGAAAACUUAAUUAAGAAGUUGAAAAAAGCCAGUGAAGGUUUCAAUUCGUCACUUAAAGAUUGUGUUAUGUCCCACCCAGCAUUACACGAUGCCCUUAAUGACCCUAAAAAUGGGGAUUCUGCAACCAAGCAUCUGAAACAGCAGGCUUCUAUUUUAGGUAACAUUGAAAAAUUAAAGUUACUUGGUCCAAGAAGAUGCUUUGUUGAGUUUGGAGCGGGAAAGGGAAAAUUAUCUCAUUGGGUUGAUAUUGCCUUAAAAGAUGCUGAAAAAGUUCACUUCAUCCUAGUAGAAAAGGUGACUACAAGAUUCAAGGUAGAUGGUAAACACAGAAAGAAAAAUUCAGUGUUUGAAAGACUUCAAAUUGAUAUUCAACACUUGUGUUUGAAUAAGAUUCCUGUACUAAAAGAAGGAAAACUACCUGUGGUAGGAAUUGGAAAGCAUCUGUGCGGUGUGGCAACAGAUCUUGCAUUACGAUGUUUGAUUGAAACCUAUGCUGCCAAUUGUGAGGAAAGGAAUGAAGAACCUUUAGCCAAACGCGUAAAGAAUGAUAAAACAGACACAGAAAUUAACUCUUUGGCCAAGGAAGGAAAUGAAAAAAAUGUCCCAGAGAAGUGGACCCCUGUGGCUGGCAUUGUUAUUGCACUCUGUUGUCACCACAGGUGUGAUUGGAGACAUUAUGUUGGCAAAGAAUAUUUUAGGGCGUUAGGCCUUGGAGCACUGGAAUUUCACUAUUUCCAGCGAAUGAGUAGUUGGGCAACUUGUGGAAUGCGGAAAACAUCUUUGGAUGCUUCAAAUAUUACCACAAGGAGAAGCGAUCAUCAGAACGAUGAUAGUGAAGAACAUGAAGAUGGAGGAUAUAGGAUCAUAGAUGACAGUGCUACUAGUUUGCCUGGGCUUCUUACUGUUGAAGAAAAGAAGAAAAUAGGACAGCUUUGUAAACUGCUGAUUGACCAAGGCCGAAUCCAGUAUUUACAGCGGAAGGGAUUCAGUCCUGCUUUACAGUACUAUACAGACCCUUUAGUAUCAUUGGAAAAUGUGUUGUUAACUGCUUUACCAAAUCAUUCUUCAUCACCAGAAACAACUGCCUAAUGGAAAAGAAAUGUAAACAUCAUCCAUUUUCCACCAAAAGAAUUUUUUAUUAUAUUUUUAUACUCAUGAAAAUAUAAUUUAGCAGAUAAUAAGAACUUUAAAAAUGCCGUGGCCUCAUUAAACAUUGACAAUAGCUUUGGUCUUUACUUCAGAAAUCCAAACUUUAGAGAAUCCACCAAAUUCCCAAAGUAAUCCUUUCCAGCUAGACAUCUUGAAUUAUGUUAUCCAGUGGUAUUUAUGGAAGUUGGUAAAGUAGUCGAACUGUUGGCUUGGUGAUCUGAAAUACACAUAACAUAUCAACAUGUACUUAGCAUAUUUAUAUUAACUUUCUAUUUACAUUAGUUUUGGAAACUUAUUUUCCUUUGGCUUUAUUUCAUAUUGUCUACUUCCUAAGUUCAAGAUGUCAUGAUCUACUGACAGUUUAUAAUAAGGGCCAAUCAGAAUUUGGCCUACAUGUGGAUUUUUUUCCAUGCAAAUCUGGAAAAGAUAAUCAAUUGUGAUUUUUCUCAUGUACAAACAAAUGCAGAGGUGUUCACAAUCAGUUAAUGAAAUCACAGUCCAAUUUCCAGAGCCAUGCCUACACUUAUAUAUUAUCAGACUUUGUCCAUGACAAACAUCAAAAGAAAUUUUUUCAAGGGAAAAAAAAAUUGUUUCAUUUUUUUUGAUUGAGUAUUAUCUAAUUAGAACUUUCAUAAAGAUCAUAAUUUGUAAUACAUAAUUCACGUAUCAAAUUUGACAUUUACAAAUGACUCCAAAUGACUUCUGAGAUUAUUCAGGUAUCUGAUAGCUUUUACCAGGCCAUGUUUUGCAUAUGUAAGUACAAACAAUGAGAACGUUCUCUCUCAUUUGGGAAAAGCAUUUGGAAUAAAGUGGAAAUGAGAUAAUGAAACCAAAAACAUUCUCACAUUUAGGCCUUAUUUAACUCAUGAGCCAUUUCUAUGCACAAGCAGAUAUUAAAUCAAACAUAUAGGACUGUUCAUCUCUUCCACAUCUGAUUCUUGAUUUGUUUCUGCUUUUAUUUGUAAAAGUUGUCUUAAUCAUUUGCCAAGAUCCAGGACUUUAUUGUAAUGAUAUUCUGAGAUAACUCUUUUUAUCCUAUAAGCCUACAUUACCUUAAUUGUAAACAAGAAGCCUGGCCCAUUUUUAAUUCUUGACCUUUCUACUUUAGUUGAUUCUCAUGUCUUUUCAGACUGCCUAGGUUCAAAUCCUGACCCUACCACCUAUCAGCUAUGUGACUUUGAGCAAGCUAUUUAAUCGCUUUGUGCCUCAAUUUCCUCUUAAAAUGGGGAUAAUGAUAAUACCUACCUCACAAAUUUUUUGUGAGCAUCAAAUGAGAUAACACAGGUAAACUACUUAGAACAGCUCAGAGCACAAAGUCCUCAAGAUAGUAGCAAUAGUAGUAGUAGUUUAUGAAUCUAUUUUAAGAAACAUAAUAGACUUUGAUUUUAUUGUUUAAGUUCUUGUCUAUAUUCUUUUGCUAUAAUUUUAUGUCAAAUAUUAAAAUAAGGUAGUUUAAUUGUUUUUUUAAUUAGUUUUUCAUGCCUCUCAGUCAAGAGAACAUAAAUGAAGAUAAUACAUCAUUCAAUAAUUAAUUUUUAUUGUAUAAGGUAAUGCUAAUUUGUGUCAUAAAAUUUGUUUUGCAUCAGUCAACCAUUUAUGCCCUAAAAUAAAAUAUAUUAAACAAUGGG